Cinara cedri is the source of this 4575-nucleotide messenger RNA. The record is from the annotation of a GenBank genome assembly. NCBI's taxonomy places the organism in Eukaryota, Metazoa, Arthropoda, Insecta, Hemiptera, Aphididae.
ACGCGCCAUCUUCACAAACAAAGAACACGGCUGGCUCAGACCGUAUUCGCUGUGCGUUUGUCUGCCUGUCCGUAUGCUCUGUUUGCUUCCCGAGCCGACCCGCGUGCGUGUUCUUCUCAGUUUUUAUUUGUUUUCAGCGUUUUCUCACAAAUAACAUUAUUUUCGUCCGCCACUCGCGUGUCCUGUCCUACCACAUAGGCUUUCUCGUCUCCGUCUAGCUGUUUUUACGGUACGCGAUUUCCGCACGUUGAAACGAAAAUUGUUCAACUUGAAAUUCUUUUCAUUUUUUUUGUAAUUUCUACCUAUUUACCUCCAAAACCAAAAUGAGUACGAAAGAAGCUAAGAACGACGUAGCGGUUGACAAGAUCGCAGAAAACGAUGUCGCAGAUGCCAAAGCCGACCUUAAAGGAACCAAAAGAACGGCAGACGUACGUAUUUUUUUUUGUAAAUGGUUUAAAAAAUAUUUUAUUAGUAAACCUACCGUAGAUACACGUAUAUUUACAUAACUACGAUACGACAGGUUAUCGUUAAUAAUUAUUUUACAUCUAUCCAUUCCCCGUUAAUAAUCUUUUUUUUGUAAUUUUUUUUUCUAAUUACUUUAAUAACGAUAGUUGGGUAAAAUAACAAACAACAGUAAUACUAAUAAUAUUAAUGAAUGUUGAUGGUAAUAAUGGUAUUAGUAACUAUUGUUAUUGUUUGUGUUGCAUUACAGACGCGCCGUGCGCGGCGUCCGUUACGCGCGUUUUCGUAAUUUUCGAAAUACCGCGUUGCCGGUUACCGGUUGCCGGCCCGCCAUUUUUUAACCCCCGGCGUACGAACAUGUCCUCAUCACACCGGCCGGUCGCGCCGGCUGCCUCGUUCAUGGCAACCGUAGCCGUGGUCACUCGAAAUAGUUUUAUUUCUAUAUACCUAAUAUUUCGAUCUACAAUUACGGAGGGGAGAAAAAACACAUUUUUGACAUUGUAAUUUUUGUCGUAUAUCACGCUUUAAAUUUUUUUCUAUACUUUUUAUUGAUGGCCACAAUGUCUUCGACAAGAUACCUUCACCAUCAUCAUCAUUAUGAUUAUUAUUAUUAUCGUCCCCCGAUAAUUUUUAACGACGCGCGCCGUUUUUGUUUCCGGCGGUGUUGUUUACCCGGUCUCUUUUCCAACCCCCUACUUCUCGACGGCGCGCACACCGUGUCAGCGUCGGUGUACAACUGUGGCACCCCCGCCAUGACCGUUGCCACCACCACUGCUCUCGGUAACCGUUUGUUUUCUCGUCUGCGGUUUUCCAUUUAUUUAUUAUUUCACGUUGACCACCAAAUAUCGUGUAAUUAUUUACUGCACACUGGCGGCGCUGAUAUUGUUAUUUAUAAUAAUGUUAAUUAUUACUAUCGCGCACGAUUAUUAUAACUAUUUGUAGUCGCGCAUCGCGGUUAUUAUUUUCGUAGCUUAUGCCUUGGCCGAUAUCGCGUACACGCCAUAUACUUGAAACGCGCCGCCGCCACCGCCGGUUUUCCGUAGCGGUCGGCGACUUACCGGCAUGAGGUGGCUGUCGUCGUCCUCUUCCUUCUCCUCCUUUCGUCCCGGUCGGCAAACGCGUGUUUUCCGCGAGUUACGCGGGACAAGACGCUCGUCAGCGGGCGCGAUAAUGUCGUAUCUUCUCUGUGUUAUUUGGUGGGAAGGGGAGAUUCAUUAUUAUCUAUAAAUAUUACGUGUGUGCCGUAGCGUAUGCGUGUGUGUAGUUGCCGCUCGCUUCGGUAACGAUCAUGGUUACAGAUAUAUAACCGCGGUAACGACUAACGACGCGUCGGUUCCAUGUAAUAUUUGAAAAUACCGACCGCCAUAACAUUACGUCCGUUUCCACAUUGGUGUGCAUCGUAUCUUUUGGAUACGGCCUAAUAAAUAUUCAUUUUUUUUUUUAUUGCACUUCGCCAUCUUGUUCACACGGAAUGCGGUUUUUUGUGUUAUUCAUAACUUGAAUAUUCUACACGUCUCGAAAUAAUCUAUAAGUUAUCAAAUAUAUAUUUUCAAAACGCUUUCGAGAACCCCAAGAAUAUACCCAAAAAAGGCACCGUGCAUAAUUUUGUUCUUCGAUUUAUAAUAUUAUAAAAUAGAUUGUUUUUUUAUUAUUAUUUAAUAAUCUUUAUUCACUCGAAUACAGUUAAUAAAUAGGUUAGGUAUGACAAAACAAAAUAUUAAUAUUUUUAUCUUGUGUAAACUAGUUCAAAUUAAUAGUACUUUGGAAAAUAUUAAAAACUAAAAAGUUUUUCUUAUGCAAAGUUAAAAUAUCAUAAAAAAAAAAAAAAAAAACCAUUUCACAUUAAGUUAUGCAUAUGCGUAUAUAUUACCAAUGUUACAAUAACAUAAUAACUCUUUCAAUAACUGAUUAUAUUAUUGUUAUGAAAUAUAUGGAUAAAUUUAAAAAAAAAAUGUUGAUUAGAUUGAACUUAUAAACAGGGUCUGAUCGUUAAUCCAUUUUUCUCAGUCUGCAGAAAAAAUAAAGAUAAUAUAAAGUAAUAAUUAUUCAUUAACCAUUCGUCAUGGAUAACAUAACUAUCAGUUAUUUUGUUUGUAAAUGUAGCUUGUACUGUAUUUUACAUUUUGUGAUUGUUAUGAAUUUAUAAAAAUAAUUAAUAGAAAACUAUUAUUCUAUAAUAUAGGACAAAUCAGAAGAAGUAAAAAAAUUGAAAAAAGAAGAGAAUGGUGAGGAAGACCUGGAUGAGGAAGAUGAACCUGAAGGUGACGAGGAAGAAGAAGAAGAGUUUGCUGAAGGCGAAGAAGAUCUAGAAGAAACUGUCGGUAUGUGUUAAUAAAUUAGUUCACUUUGAAUAUCUAGAUUUUUUUUUGUAAACAAAUUUUUUUUCAGGUUGUUCAGAUGAAGAAGAUGAUGAAGCCGACGGUGUAGAAGAAGAGGACGAUUAAAGAAGAUGUAAACACUGACAUAAUGUACAAUUUGAACAAGUCCCUUAAUUUUAUAUAAUUUAUACAUAGUGCCGCAUAUUCUCGGUAACUCCGUUUGAUAGAAAUUUAUUUCAAAAUGUAAUUUUUUUUAUUCAUGGUAUAUGUUAAAAUCAAAGCUUUUUUGCUACUGAGUGACUAAGGCGAAAUUAGCUUUUUUUUUUAAAUUUUAAAACACGAUAUUCCUACUAAUUUGUCUUGUGUACAUGUUCUAAGUCUCUAGUCACUCACUAUCAGUCAAGUUUUAAGCAUGUACUUGUGAAUAAAAAGUUUCUAAACUUUAGGUAACAUUUCAUUGGAAUACUUAAAACUAACUCGACCUCUGAUUUAUUUACAUUAUGGUUUUUUUUUAUACAUAUAUAUAUAUAUAUAUAUGUAUAUAUAUAUAUAUAUACAUGCAAUAAUUUUUUUUUCCUGUUUUUGAAUAAAAAUGAAUACAAUUUAAGUCUUAAGUAAAUAAUAUAUGUAAUACUUACAAAAUACAAAUGUGAAAUUUGAAUUGUAAUUUAGUUCAUAGGUGUGUCUUCUAAAUAAACAAAUAAAUUAAUAAAUAUAUAUAUAUAUAUAAUACACAUUAAUAUACAUAUAUAUAUAUAAUUAUUAUCGUUUACAAUUUAAGCUACUUUUGUAUAAAAUUUUGAUUAAAUAAUAAGAUAAUCAAAUAAGUGUCUCGUGUUGGUUUUUUAUUUUGUAUUCUCCGCGUGUUUCAAAGUUUAGGAAAAAAUAAUAAUUUUUUUGUUUCUCAUUCCAACUAAAUAAUUUUUUUUAAGAACUUUUAGCCACUGAAAAUAUGUUUUAAGUUAACAUUUAAUAAAUAAUUAAAACAAAUUGUAAUGUCAAUUUAUUUUACCUCAUUUAAGUAAAAUAAGUAUCUAUAUAUACGUAUGUGUCUAUUUUUUUUGUUAGACUGUAUUAUUUGUAGUCUACAAUCAUUUUUCGUUGUAAAUAUUUCUAGUACAAUAAUGUAUAGAUUGUUAUUAAUAAUCUUAAUACAUAUUGUCAGUUGCUGCUAUGGCUCAGCAUUUAGUCUUUACUCAUUUAACAGUGUUCUAUUGCCAUUACUGUGACCAGUUAUUUAAUACCUUAAUUCAGUGCUCAAAUUGGGGGUUUCAUUUUAGCGCGAUAAUUCAUUUAAUUAAGGAACCUUUUCAUAGGAAUCAUCCAUAUUUGUUCAGAACUAUGGGUUUUAAAUUCUAAUCUGAAAUUAAAAUUUGAUUAAUCGUAUCUCUUUUGGAUAUAGGAAAAAAAAAAGUAAAAGUAUAAAAAAUUGUUUCAUAUACUCUUGGUUUACUGUUUAUCUGCUAAAGAAGAUGGUUUCUAAACUAAAACCAGCUACUAUCCUUAUUUUUCUCCCAAUUUGAGCAUUAAUUGAUUAAUCUUAGAUUAUUUGUUAUAAUAUAUUAACAAAAACUUAAUGUCUAAGAAAAACCAUAUGAGUGGGUGUAUUUGUCAUUCAAUUCCAAUAUUAUUACUUAUCCAUUUCCUGAAUAAACUCAAUAAAAUUCUAAUUAAUUUUGUUUACAGAGAUUUUGGAUUUGUAAUAAAUGAGUUUGUACUAAAAUAUUCAUAACUAAGAUAUAUUUUGUUAUUUAUAAAUCGUAAUAAUACAAAAUUGUAAAGUAAGAAUAUGUUA